AUGGCUAAAUCAUUAAGGGUGAUAGUGGGAACUUUUUUCUUUUAAUUCUGGAUUUUAUUUAUGAUUUUAGCAGGCUACAUGGUCUACAGAUUGAUUGUUUAUAGAGAAGCUUGGAAUGUAAUACUGUUUAUUGUGACAAUGAUCUUGCAAGUAAAUUAUGUGAAAUCAGAAUUAUUCAUAAAAUUCUAAUUAUGGUUCAAAAUGAUGGAAUGGUUUGACAAGAGAGAAAUAGUUGAAGUGGAAAAACCUAAGAAAAGCAAUUCAAUGGUACUAAAUAGUGAUAAUUUAGUUUUGUUUUCAUCCUCAUGGCAUAUAUAGUAUGGGAAUGGUUCAUAAUUUGUACACUAAAAAUACAUUCUUUGAAAAUUUGAUUGUUUUAAGUUCAAGAUUCGCACUAUCAAUUCCAUUUUCUGGGCUAUUAUUGACUUUAUUUGGAUUACAAGGAGUACAUCCAGAAAACCUAAGUAAAUUGUUGAAAAAAGGGUCAAAUGUAGGAAUAAUGGUUGGAGGAUUUGAGGAAGCAACUCUUACCAAAUAUGGAGAAAAUAGAGUUUAUAUCAAAGAAAGAAAAGGAUUUAUAAAGUAUGCUUUGAGGUAUGGGACAACAAUCUAUCCUGUAUUUACGUUUGGUGAAAACAAUAUGUUUUAUACAUACAAUGGUUUUUAAUCUUUGAGACUUUGGUUAAACAAAUUUAAGCUGAUAGGAACCAUUUAUUGGAGUAGAUUCUUAACAGUACCAGUAAGAAUAUUGAAUAUAUCAAUAGGAACCUCAUACUGAUAUGAUUACAGUUUGCGGAAAAGGAAUAGAAUUACCCAAAAUUGAAAAUCCAGCAAAGGAGGAAAUCGAUAAAUAUCAUGAGAUUUAUAUUAAAGGAUUAAAGGAGUUGUAUGAUACUUAUGCUCCAAAAUAUGCACCAAAAGUACCUUUACAGAUAUUUUGAC
This is a messenger RNA of Paramecium sonneborni, 942 nucleotides long. The record is from the annotation of a GenBank genome assembly. Lineage: Eukaryota; Ciliophora; Oligohymenophorea; Peniculida; Parameciidae.